AUGGACGGGUCAGAGGUUAUGCAUCGUUUGUGGAAUCGGGAUCUUGCUGCUGUCCUGAACUUCCGACAUAUACUUAACAAUCUGAGAUAUGAUGGGACUAUACCUGUAAGGUUCACCCGCGUCAUUCGGAUUGGACGUAUCAGAAGACAAGCAGAAGAUCUCCAGGAGGGUCGUCGACCCACCCAAGCUACCGCUGAUUGUGAAUCCCAACUCAUUGAGUUUGCCAAAGGCGUUUUUCUUAUUACUGAUUCUCGUAGCGAGACGGCCUAUGAACGAAAGGAGCUAGCAACAAAAAACGGUGCACAUGUUUUAAAGGCUCAGAGAUCAAGAAAACGCUUGGACCCAUCCCGUCGAGUUGGGCGAAAGAUUGUAUAUAUUGCUCUCAAAAUAUUGGCAGCUACCAAUGUCUGUUUGGAAGGUCCAUAA
Messenger RNA from Phycomyces blakesleeanus NRRL 1555(-), 426 nucleotides. RefSeq lists its product as hypothetical. Bases 1 to 426 code for a protein of 141 amino acids. Lineage: Eukaryota; Fungi; Mucoromycota; Mucoromycetes; Mucorales; Phycomycetaceae. The record is from RefSeq and is a predicted model, not a curated record. The transcript is spliced from 5 exons.